Messenger RNA from Pteropus alecto (black flying fox), 2988 nucleotides. It is a transcript of the gene REEP5, whose product is annotated as receptor accessory protein 5. The transcript has 5 exons. Bases 89 to 658 code for a protein of 189 amino acids. Lineage: Eukaryota; Metazoa; Chordata; Mammalia; Chiroptera; Pteropodidae. The record is from RefSeq and is a predicted model, not a curated record.
CGCAGACGCCGCCGGCCCCGCCCGUCACCCCGCUCGGCAGCCACCCGUAUUAGCAGCAGCCCCGGGCGGCGGCACGACGGUCCCCGCCAUGUCUGCGGCCAUGAGACAGAGGUUCGACCAGUUCCUGCACGAGAAGAACUGCAUGACCGAGCUCUUGGCCAAGCUCGAGGCCAAGACCGGCGUGAACCGGAGCUACAUCGCACUCGGUGUCAUCGGGCUGGUGGCCUUGUACCUGGUAUUCGGUUGUGGAGCCUCUCUCCUGUGCAACCUGAUAGGAUUUGGCUACCCAGCCUACAUCUCAAUUAAAGCCAUAGAGAGUCCGAACAAAGAAGAUGACACCCAGUGGCUCACCUACUGGGUGGUGUAUGGUGUGUUCAGCAUUGCCGAAUUCUUCUCCGACCUCUUCCUGUCAUGGUUCCCCUUCUACUACAUGCUAAAGUGCGGCUUCUUGCUGUGGUGCAUGGCCCCGAGCCCCUCCAACGGGGCUGAACUACUCUACAAGCGCAUCAUCCGUCCUUUCUUCCUGAGGCACGAGUCCCAGGUAGACCAUGUGGUGAGUGACUUGAAGGACAAAGCCAAAGAGACUGCAGAUGCCAUUGCUAAAGAAGCCAAGAAAGCUGCCGUGAAUUUACUGGGUGAAGAAAAGAAGAGCACCUAAACCACCGACUGGAUGAAACUUUCCCGCCCUCUCUGUACCUUCCUAUUAGAGCUCGAUGUUGUAUUAGGGACUGUGGUAUAAUCAUUUUAACAUAAUGUUGCCUUGGAAACGUUUUUGAUAUAUUAAAAAAAGGAAUGUGUUGUAAGUUUGUUUUGCUUACUUUUACUGUCUAUAUACAUAGGGAGCAUUUUAAUUUAAAUUUAAUGCAAUGGGCAGUGUCCAAAUUUUUUGGAAAAUAUAUUUUGCCUCUGGGUAGAAAAAGACAUAUGUUACCAUCCUGCAGGAAAUAUUAAAGUAAAAUUAGAUAUCCCACAGGCUUUGUACUUUAAUGGGCCCUCUCUGCAUGCAUUUUCUCUGUACUUAUAUUUCAGGAUACUCUUUAAGGUUCUACAUUCAUGUAAUGUACAAUUUUGUAUUAAAUGUUUUGAAUGUAUUUGUGCAUACAUAUAGGUAGGGAAAUGUUACUGACUAUAUAGCAUGCAUAAUGCUCAUGGAGAGCACCUGCCAAAAACUGAACGUUCCAUUGUGCUGGUGUGAUCUGCUGAAGAGUAUUUCAGGAAAUUAAUACAAACGAGUAGUAUUUUAAAUGAAUAGUUAAGUGGUAAGUGAGCGUGAAUGGAAGUUGGCCUGGUUGUUUUCCUAACGUCGUAGCAGCUGACUACUAGAACAGCUACGUAAAGCAGUCACUUUGGUGAUAAAUGGGGAAAUGUACACAUGUAUCAGUAAUCUACAGCUCCCAGUUCCCUGUAGAACUAGUGAUACCGUCUUGUGGCCUUUUAAAAAUCUGUUUAUAAGCUUUAGAUUUGUCUGGUUUUGAGAUGCUAAAAUGGAAACCACCCCUGGUGUCACCUUCAGUGCUAACAUGUAGUCUUCUUUCCCAGUCAUUUUUUAAACCAGUUUAAAGAACCUCUAGAGACUUGUCCACCUCUGAGUAUAUGUAUGUUGUCAUUUAUAUCAUUAGCUAGCAACUACAUGCUAAUGAUGACACCUGGCUCUGAGAGCAGUUCUGGGAGAGUGAAAGGAGGUAUGCUAUAACCUGUAAUUUAGUUGGCAGCGGUUAAGUCAAAACAGCCUUCACUUUCUUUCUCUAGCCUUUAAGGUCAAACACAAGAGGACUCCCUAGUUGGCAAGUCAGUCAUUUGUAAUCCGUUUAAAUGCCUUCAUCUUUAUGCUUUGUUUUGAUAAACUGCAUAUAACUACAUAGUUUAAGUAUAGAGAAAAAGUUAAAAAUCAUCAUCUCCAGCUUGAUCAGCCAAGUAUCUUAUGGCGACCCUGACAAUUUGUCUGGACUAGAAAAACUGAGCUUUACACCAGCCAUACUACUAGGAUCCUUCUGAAUUAGACAAAACUGACUAAAGAGCGUAACAAAACUAUCAAGAUUAAAUAUCCUGUCUGUAAAAUAUUUUUAAGGCAAAUAAAGCUGAUUAGUUCUCCUUUUGAAUGAUGUCUCAUGAUGUAAAAAUAUAUAUAAAGAUAUCAAAAAUAAGGGACAGUAUCACCCAAAUAUUAUAAUAUGGAGCAGGGCAUUUUUUUUUCCUGGGUAAAACAGUGGUGAUCAUAAGGAGUCUUAGUAAACUUACCUUAAAGAAAAAAAUUUUAGAAAGCAAACAAUUAUUGAGAGAAAAGCCUUGGAUUUAAAAAAAAAAAAAAAAGAAAGAAAAGGUGCUUCUAGGAGUAUUUAAAUCACUUUCCCUGUAAAGAAGUAUGUUUUUCUUGGAGGCAAAAAAAAAAAAAAGGAAAUUAGUCAACUUCUAGCAUACAGAACAUAUAAUCAGAUUGUCAGUAUACAGAAUAUAUUAUCAGGUAAAAUGGGAGGCAUAAAAGUUACUAUUGCUCAUAACUACUUACAGGCUAAUAUCAGUUUAAAAACUACUACAGCAAGAAAACAUUCUGAAUGCAAACUUGUUCUGAUAGCUUUCUCCUAUAAUGCAUUCUGGAGGAAAUUUGUUACUGUUUUUGGCAAAGUGUACAUGUUAAAGACAAGAGAAAUUAUGAGUUUUAACAACUCUGCUUCAGUUUAGAUUUCCCAAGUAAAUAUAUUGUCGUGGUUAGAGUAUUUGAAAAACUAACUGAGCCUGUUUCUAGCUAGAAGACAAGCAUUUAUUUGUACAUGAAUGGUAUUUGGGGGGUUAAGUAAAGUUACAGAAUCUCUACAGCAGUUCUUUCUCUACUUUAAAGGUUUCUGAUCAAUAAUUACUGCUCUUUUGGAGAGUCUUCUGUCCACCGCCUGAGGAAAACGAGCAUGGCCUUUAAUUAAAUUACCACCUAUCCUGAAGAUGUGAUAUAUUAAACGGAAAUGGAUGUAAAUAAAAUUCCAUUAUCUCAUUGAA